AUGUCGCCUAUUGCUUCUUCAUCUAUGGGAUUAUUUCGAUUUGGUUUUUGUCUUUUAUUAAUUAUCUGUUGUGUUAUCACCGUAAAAUCGUUUACAAUAGAUCAUCGUCCAUUCGAAGAUCGGCAUCAACGAGCUGUAACUGAAUGGCGUUUUCGACGUAAUUUUCUAGUACCAAUGCCUUAUGUAUAUCCAAAUUAUGUGAAUACACGUAUGAUUGAUAAUGAAGAAGUUGAAAAUGAAAAUGUACCAAGAGUAUAUCAUACAAAAUAUAUUCCCAAUAUUAUAUACGAUCAAAGCAAAUAA
Adineta steineri is the source of this 303-nucleotide messenger RNA. NCBI's taxonomy places the organism in Eukaryota, Metazoa, Rotifera, Eurotatoria, Adinetida, Adinetidae. The record is from the annotation of a GenBank genome assembly.